Brugia malayi is the source of this 4590-nucleotide messenger RNA. RefSeq names its product SMC family, C-terminal domain containing protein (gene Bma-smc-4). Gene Ontology annotation, molecular function: protein binding; ATP binding; ATP hydrolysis activity. The coding region runs from base 1 to 4590 and encodes 1529 amino acids. The transcript has 33 exons. Gene Ontology annotation, biological process: mitotic chromosome condensation. Gene Ontology annotation, cellular component: chromosome. The record is from RefSeq and is a predicted model, not a curated record. NCBI's taxonomy places the organism in Eukaryota, Metazoa, Nematoda, Chromadorea, Rhabditida, Onchocercidae.
AUGCAUCGAAGGAAAGAUCAUCAAAAAGUGCAAGCUUCUCAGUCACAUGGGAAAAAUGCUAGUACUGCAGAAAAUGCAACAGUUAAACAUGGUGAUGAUCAGAAAGACGUGGAAAGUGAUGAAGAUUUGCGAGCGCAAGUUCGUAAUGACGUUAAUGAGGAGAAUUUGUUGAAUAUGGAAAUUCCUCCGAUGCCUGAGCCUAUAAUGAGUGCCGAUGGAAGUGGACAACGACUUAUGAUAACCAGUAUUGAUGUUGAAAAUUUUAAGUCCUAUUAUGGUAAACAUGUUUUGGGUCCCUUCCAUCAGAAUUUUUCGGCUAUAAUUGGCCCUAACGGCAGCGGAAAAAGCAAUGUGAUUGAUUCUUUGCUAUUUGUGUUUGGUUAUCGUGCAUCUAAAAUUCGUUCCAAGAAAAUAAGCGUUUUAAUUCAUUCCUCAGCUGGUCGUGAAAACAUAUCGAGUUGUACUGUUGGUGUGAAUUUCCAGAAAAUUAUUGAUUUGUCUGAUGGUGGCUAUGAUGUUGUGCCAUCGAGUCAGUUUACCGUCAGCAGAACUGCAUUUCGUGAUAACUCUUCAAAAUAUACUUAUAAUGGUAAAACGAUGCAAUUUAAAGAUAUUGCUGUAUUGCUGCGAGGUGUCGGAAUUGAUCUCAUUCAUAAUCGUUUCCUUAUUUUGCAGGGUGAAGUCGAACAAAUUGCUUUAAUGAAACCGAAAGCUCUAAAUGAAAAUGAUGAUGGCAUGUUGGAAUAUUUGGAAGAUAUCAUUGGUUCGAGUAGACUUAAGCUUCCGAUUGAAACGAUUCAGCGAAAAAUUGAUCAAUUACAAGAAGAGCGUUCUGCGCAGUUGAAUCGCACGAAAUUUGCGGAGAAAGAAAAAAAUGAUGCUGAAGGCCCGAUGAAAAGCCUUAUUACAGAUCUUCGCAUUGACAACGGUAUUGCAUUGGCGAAGAAUCGUUUACUGCAGGCUGACCGAUGCAAGGCUAAAUCGGAGCUGGAAGCAAAUGAGCGGGAAAAAGAAGGGUUUGAGAAAGACCUGGAAGACACAAAAAAACGACAAGAAGAAGUCUUAGCCUUACAAAAGAGCAGAAAAGAUGAACAGAAACAACUGCAGAGUUCCUUUGAGAAAGCUCAGGAAGAAUAUGAAAAAACGAAACAUCAGCUUAGUGAAUUGGAACAAGCAGAACAAAAGCGCAAAGCUGAGUUACUUCGCCUUACUAACAGGAAGAAGAAAUUGAUUGGUGAUAUAGCUAACGAAGAAAAAAAGAUAUCUGAAUUGAAAGAGGUACCCGCUAAGGCAAAGCGCAAACUUGAGGAAUACCACGAAAUAUUAAGUGGAAUUGAUGAUGUGAUUGCUCAAAAGCAACUUGAAGUUGAUAGCCAUCUGAAAGAACUGCAGCAGCAGACAGCAAAGUUUCAAGGUCCAAAAAAGAUAUUAGAAGAACAGCUUGGGGAACUUACUGCUAAGGAGGAUGAGGCAAGCAGCAAGUUAACGUUGGCACAAGAAGCACUUCAGUUAAUGCGUAGAGAAGAGGAAAUGGAGAAGAAAAAACUUUCUGAAAUUCAGACAUCUCUGAAUGAUGUUAAAACUCUUUUGGAAUCCAAAACGAAUGACCUUAGUAACGUAAGAAAAGCAAUUCCAAAUGUCGACAAAGAGCUUUGUAAUGCUAAGGUAGAAAUGACAAACAAGCGAAGAGAAGAAGCAGAGUGCACUGAAAAUGUUCGGCAAUUUAUGGCAAAGUUCGAACAAAAGCGGCAAACGGUAGAAGCUUUCCAAAGCCAGAACAAUCUGUUGAGAUGUUUGAUGGCUGAAAAAUCAUCUGGAAACAUACCUGGAAUAUAUGGUCGUCUCGGUGAUCUCGGUGCAAUUGAUGAAAAGUAUGAUGUCGCUAUUUCGACAACAUGUGGACCGUUGGAUUACAUCGUAGUUGAUAACGUUGAUACUGCUCAAACAUGUGUGGAUUUUUUAAGACGCCAGAAUUUGGGCAUUGCUUCUUUUUUGGUACUUGAUAAACAGGAGAAACUCCGGCCAUAUAUGGCAAAGCUAGCUUCCACACCUGAAAAUGCACCACGAUUGUUCGAUUUAAUUCGUGUAGCAGAUCCUGCUGUGUUACCUGCAUUUUAUUUUGCAUUACGUGAUACUUUGGUAGCAAAUGAUAUUACUACUGCAACACGUAUUGGUAUGGGUGGUUCUAGACGUUACCGGGUGGUUACGCUGAAAGGUGAAGUGGUUGAAACAACUGGUUCGAUGACAGGUGGUGGAAGAUCUGAACGAAGAGGUAGAAUUGGCCAAAAGGUCAAAAUUGAUACUUCGAAGGAAUCAUCCGAGGAGAUUUCUGAGCUAAAGAACCAAUUAACUGAAGAGCAGAAUCGAUUAAUCAAUUUGCGAAGUGCUAUCCAUCAGCUCGAUUCUCGCAUAAUGUCACUUCAAGCUGAUUUCGAUAGACUCAAGAAAAAUGAACAAAAUUUAUCAAGUGACAUUGAACCUCUUGAAAGAAAAGCAGUUGAUCUUGAACGCAGACUGAAAGAACAAACGGCAAGAGUUGAAAGCAUUACUGUAGAUGAUAGAGACAUACAACGUAAAAAAGCUGAAGUAGCGGAACUUACGAAAGCCCGUGAUAAAGCACUACAGGAGGCAGAUGAAGCACGGGAAAAAGUGGCCGAAAUAAACACUAAAAUCCAGGAGGUUUAUGAUCGAGUUGUUGGUCCUUACCAAAAGGAACUUGACGAAGUUAGAGCGAAGAAAGAAAAUGCAUCAAAAGGAGCAACAAAAGAGCAAAGUGUGCUUAAUAAUGCUCAACGGAAUAUGAAUAAAGCACUGAACAGGAAAAAUGAUCUUGAAACCGAUCAGCGUGAAACUGACGAAGCAAUUAAAAAACUUGAAUUAACUGAAGAUACUCAAGAAGCAGAUAUUAAUCGAUUAACUAAAGAGAAAAUUCAAAACGAGAAAGUGAUGAAAGAAGCUGAAGUUAGAGUGAAAGAGGCAUUCAAUAAAAAUUCUGAAUUGGAUGCUGAAGAAGUUGAGCUUAAGAAGCGAUGCGCUAAUUUGACACGUUCUAUUCUCGAGCAAAUGAAACUUUUGGAACAUAAACAGGGAAAACUAACCAUGAUUGAGGGCAAAAUCAAAGCAUUGCAUUUGUCUUAUGUGAAAUGUUUGGAUCGCUUGCCAGAAUCACUUCAAUCAAGCGAAGAAGAGGAUGAUGAUUAUGGAUUGCAGGAAGCUUUGAGAGUUGAACAUGAAUUCUUUAAAAAAUUAAAGAAUGGUGAAAUUACUGUUGAAGCUGAUAAAGAUGGUAUUAUACGCUACAAGAAUGUGCCAGAAUAUUCUGAAGAGGAAAUCAAGAAUUUCAAUGUACAGGAUAUGAAAUUUGCUUUGACAAAUUUGGAAAAGAAGAAGGUCGACAAAGUGCUGAAUACAAAUGGUUUGCUAGAGUAUGUUACGAAGCUGGAACGUUACGAUCGUGAAGUAGAAGCUUUAUCUGAUAUAUCAACGAAACGUGAUAAGCAUCGUCAAUUUUAUGAACAGCUAAAGAAACAACGAAUGAAUGAAUUUAUGGAUGGUUUUACACGAAUUGGCUUAGCAUUAAAGGAAAUGUAUCAGAUGAUAACAUUAGGUGGUGAUGCUAGUUUGGACUUAGUUGACUCACUUGAUCCGUUCAGUGAAGGUGUUGCUUUCGGUGUAAGACCACCAAAAAAAUCAUGGAAGCAAAUUACUAAUUUGUCAGGUGGUGAAAAAACACUGUCAUCAUUGGCUCUAGUUUUUGCAUUGCAUCAUUAUCGACCAACACCAUUAUAUGUCAUGGAUGAGAUUGAUGCUGCUUUGGAUUUUAGAAAUGUAUCGAUUAUUGGACAUUAUAUUAAGGAUCGCACCAAAAAUGCUCAAUUUAUCAUCAUUUCUUUACGAAAUAACAUGUUUGAGUUAGCAGAUCGUCUUAUUGGUAUUUACAAAACAUUUGAUUGUACGAAAUCUGUUGCUAUCGAUCCAGGAAAUAUCCGGAAUAUAAUUAAACCACUUCAUAUUUUGGAAGAAAUGAAAAAACAUAAAGAGAAGGGGGAUGAAAAUCAUGCCGUCGAUGGGAAAUAUGAGUUUCCGCAAAAAACGGUUGGUAAUACUAAUGCUUCAGAAACAAUGAGUACAAAGGGAUCGAAAGUGCUUUCAGUGACCAGUGAGGAUUUGUCCGUGAACCGAGCACCAUCUUAUCGAGGGAGUGAUUACAGUGCGAUGGCAGAGAAAAGGAAACAUACGAACAAAUCCGAAAAGAAUAUUCGAAUUUUAAAGAGCAGUCAGUCAUCUGUCUCACAAGAAACCACAUCAACAAUUUCAGUAUCUCCGCCAACGAAAAAAAAAUCUCCACAAAAGUCUGAAAUUCCUACGUGGGAUGUACCACAGACGAUCACCGUACGCCGUUCGCGAGCUGGUAGCCAGUUUCUGGAUGAAAAAUCGGAUGAUAGUGUAGCUACGAAGGAAGCAGGAGGUAAUAGUUCCAGGAUGAAAAAUGUUAUUUCGAAGGAUGCUUCUCAAUCUCUGAAUCAAAAGAUUGUUGCAAAUACUGUAUCGGAUACUGAUCGAUUAGAACAAUUUGCACGAAUGUUAUGA